GAGCGAUUGAUAAGUACGAAAUGCAACAUCCAAUUACGCUUAGCUCAGUCUGUCAAGUGAUACAACCCGCAUUCGGACAGUAUCUGAGUUCGCUGUUACCGUAUUCGUAGCGAGCAAAAGGUGUUUGAAGGAAUAAAAUGUCCGUGUUGCGCGUGUUUUCCCGUAAUAUGGCUACGGCUUCCAAUAUUAAAAACGUGGUAGUGAUCGGUGGUGGGCUGAUGGGGUCCGGAAUAGCACAGGUCGCAGCUGCAACUGGCCACAAUGUAACGUUGGUAGAAAUUAACGAUCAGCUGGUUGAUAAAGCGGUUGGUGGUAUCAAGAAGAGUUUGGAGCGCAUUGCUAAAAAACAAUUCAAGGACGAUGCAUCCAAAGGGCAAGAGUUCAUCGAAGGGACGCUGAAAAAUCUCAAAGGCUCAACAAAGCUUGAGACAGCUGUUGCUAAAUCUGAUCUGGUAAUCGAGGCAAUCAUCGAACGAAUGAACAUUAAGCACGAACUGUUCUCCAAGAUCGACAACGCUGCCCCGGCGAGUACCAUCUUCGCUAGUAACACUUCCUCUCUUCCGAUUGGCGAGAUAGGAUCGGUUACAAAGCGGCAGGACCGUUUUGGUGGGUUACAUUUUUUCAACCCGGUUCCAAUGAUGAAGCUAUUGGAAGUUAUUCGCACCGAAAAGACCUCCGAGGAGACCUAUCAACAGUUGAUGGAAUUUGGAAAACGAAUGGGAAAAACGUGCAUCACCUGCAAGGACACUCCCGGAUUCGUCGUCAAUCGACUUCUCGUCCCGUACAUGGCGGAAGCGGUACGAAUGUUGGAGCGAGGCGAUGCGAGCGCACGAGAUAUUGACACCGCCAUGAAACUGGGCGCUGGUUACCCGAUGGGUCCCUUCGAGCUUAGCGAUUACGUUGGGUUGGACACCACCAAUAAUAUUAUGCAGGGGUGGCACAAAAAGUAUCCCGAGAAUCCGCUGUUCGCUCCACCGAAAAUGCUGGAGAAGCUUGUUUCGGAGGGAAAGCUUGGCGUCAAGAGCGGCGAGGGUUUCUAUUCGUAUAAGAAGUAAAGUUAAGCUGUGAAAUGUUAUCUGUUCUCUUGAAUCAAUAAAAUGCAUUUAAAGUGAA
Toxorhynchites rutilus septentrionalis is the source of this 1113-nucleotide messenger RNA. Its product is annotated as hydroxyacyl-coenzyme A dehydrogenase, mitochondrial-like. The transcript is spliced from 3 exons. Gene Ontology annotation, biological process: fatty acid beta-oxidation. NCBI's taxonomy places the organism in Eukaryota, Metazoa, Arthropoda, Insecta, Diptera, Culicidae. Gene Ontology annotation, molecular function: (3S)-3-hydroxyacyl-CoA dehydrogenase (NAD+) activity; NAD+ binding. Gene Ontology annotation, cellular component: mitochondrion. Bases 138 to 1055 code for a protein of 305 amino acids. The record is from RefSeq and is a predicted model, not a curated record.